CAUUGUUAUAAUUUUGUAUAAAAACUGCAAAUAUGGAUUAUAUUAUAUGUAAAGGAUGUUAUAGUAUUUUUUUUUUUGAUUUUAUGUAAUAUAUUAAUUUGGAAGAAAGGGUCAAUGUGCCCCCGAAUUUGUUAGCCGGUGUCAUUUAAUCCAGUUUUUACUUUUUUUGGCAACUAACCUCAAAACCCUUUAUUUUUUAGUCGGAUAAUCUUAUAAUUGUAUUUUUAAAACGCGUGAAAUACAAAUAGAUGGUGAAGGAUGCGAAAAAUAAAUUAGAAAGUUCACUAAUUGUUGCAAUAAAAUUAUCCUAAACCUAUUUUUGCAAUAAAAAUAUAAAUUAUGGGUAUGAGAUUAUCUGACCAAAAAAUGAAGAAUUUUUGGAUUAGUUGCUAAAAAAAAUAAAAAUUGAAUUAAAUGCUUUAUGUCAUAAAAUUAGGGGGCGCUUUGAUCCUUUAUUCUAUUAAUUUGUAUUUUCAUUUUUUUUUCUUUUCUUUUUUUACAAAAAAAGACAGAAAUAAAAUAGGCGCCAUAUCGACAUUGAUGAGUGAUCUGGUGAAAGAAAAUGAAAAACAAAAACCGUUAAAAACCGUCACCUUCUUCUUCACGCCCCCAACGAUCAAAGCAAUUCCAGAUUCUCUCUCUUUUCCGACAAACAUAAACUCGCCAAACAAAAACAUUUCAAAAAUCGAACAAAUCCUUAACCUGUCGGUUUGCUCCAUUUUUGCGUGUUCGUUUAUUUCAAGAAUCUACAACCUUAAACAAGCAAUUUAAUUAUAAGAAUGAGUCUUGUGGGUCUGGCCAUCGACGUGGACGAUAAUUUUCCGAACAAACUUUCCGUCGGUCUUCAACGGCGGUCGAGUUCUUUGCCGUCAAUGUCCCAUCUUACAUUAGUGGAUAGUAUUUCAUAUUGUAUGCUACCUGAAGAGCCUCUUAAACUCUCCAUUCUUAAAUUGGAUGGCUCCACUUUCGAUAUUGAUGUUAAGAAAACGGCCACCGUAGCGGAUCUUAAAGAGGCGGUUGAGAUUGUAUUCAGUCAUAUGCCUCAAAAAGGUCCAGACAAAAUUUCAUGGCCGCAUGUUUGGAGCCAUUUUUGCUUGAUGUUUGAAGGUCAGAAGUUAGUUACCGAAACUGACAGCAUCAGAUAUUAUGGCAUCAGAGAUGGUGAUCAGCUUCAAUUUGUUCGGCACAUCUCAACGAGUUAUAAUCUCAGAAAGAAAAGAUCAUCGAAACACAUUGCUGCUUCAGAACAUCACAGAAUUUCUCUAUCGAGUCGCUAUAUCUACGAAGAGAGAGAUCAUGACAACAAGGACGAUGAUGAUCAUUGUGAUAUGGAGACUGGAGUUUCCAAUGAAAACAAUGACAUAGAUGACAUUUUUAAACACAAAGAUUCGAGGUGGGCUGGAUUCGUUCAACGAUUGUUCCCAUACUCGAGAUUGCCCACCUCAGAAAGAAAUUCAAAAGGUUCUUCCCCAUCUAGAUCUACAUGUAGUUUGUUGGGCAAUUUUAAAAAGGUGAUACAGUUUUGUGGUGAUAGAGAUAGUCAUUAUUCUCAAAAGAAUGAAUGGAGAGGGGACUAAGUUAUGGAUCAUCUUUUCAUAUGUAUCUUUUGGUAAUGUUGCUUCAUUUGGAUAUAUUAAAUGUUUACAUUUUAGAUGAUAUGAUCCAAGUCUCUCCCAUCUAUUGCCCAGGCCAUGUUCAUGUUAAAAUUUUGACUAUAAAUGGCAAAACGCAUAUUUGGAUCCAUGUAUUUAUAAACUUUUUGAUACUGUAUUCGUCAAUAUUGAAUUCUUACACUUUUGAUUUUGUA
This is a messenger RNA of Mercurialis annua (annual mercury), 1807 nucleotides long. RefSeq lists its product as uncharacterized. Gene Ontology annotation, biological process: mRNA splicing, via spliceosome. The record is from RefSeq and is a predicted model, not a curated record. NCBI's taxonomy places the organism in Eukaryota, Viridiplantae, Streptophyta, Magnoliopsida, Malpighiales, Euphorbiaceae. Gene Ontology annotation, molecular function: protein binding. Bases 780 to 1577 code for a protein of 265 amino acids. The transcript is spliced from 5 exons. Gene Ontology annotation, cellular component: U12-type spliceosomal complex.